GCUGAAGAGGACUGGUGUGUUCAGCUGAAGACUCUUGGGUCUCCAUGGCUCCUGACUGGAGGCCUUUAUGCUGCACAGUAGUAUCAGUCAUCACUGAGCUCGUGCACUGGUCUGGGGAAGUGACUUUGAGCUUGUUGUGUCUCCUCGGCCCCACGCUGCGCUGUUUUCCAUACGGGGCGGGGUGACGCGCGGUCCGGCGCACAGAGCAGAGCGCACCGUCACCAGCCGCUCUCCCUGCACCGACUGACUGAACAACAUGGGUCUGGAAAAGGAGAAACUGGACACCAGCAUAAUUAUGGACGAAGAUGAGUUCAACAGAUCGAUAGAACCGAUCCUGUCGAAGAAGGGGAAAGUUUACACAGCGGAGCCGGACCGAGAUCCAAACGACAUCAACGCGCACUUGAAGCUCGGCUUUGAAGAUGUCAUCGCCGAGCCCAUCUCCGCACACAGCUUCGACAGAGUGUGGAUAGGAAGCCACGCUGUCUUCGAGCUGGUCAAAUUCAUCUUCUACCGGCUGCUGAGCACGCUGCUGGCCGUGCCCAUGGCUUUCGUCCUCGGCGUGGUGUUCGGGGUGCUCAGCUGCAUUCACAUCUGGUUGGUGAUGCCAGUGAUCCAGUGCUUCUUGAUGCUCUUACCCUCAAUUCAGGUGGUGUGGAGGAGUCUGACAGACAUGUUCAUAACGCCACUAUUCCACAGUAUGGGGAAAAUCCUGUCCUCUGUUCAAGUGAAGACCAUCGAGAACUGAUACAGACCGCUUUUCUGUCCCCUUGGAGGAAGAAAUGUAGGACGGAAGAAAAUGCAACAAGAGGCAUGGAUAUGAUCAUUUGCAGGGAAAAGACAUCUUGAAAGCAGAGCUACAGUAGGGGAAAAGUGAAGGACCUAUAAAUAUGUGCAUAACCUAUAUUUCAAUGCUUUGGUGAAAGAAACACAGCCAUUACAUUGGAUCCUUUAAUCAAAUUUACCCCCAUCUCAACUCGGGUGACUAAAUUUCUUUUCACUUGCAAAUCAACACAUCCAUGCCAUCCGUUAAUGCAUCCUUUUGUUACUGACAUCGUUAUUAGCAGUGAAUGGUUUGAUACUAUUUAGGACUGAUUACUAUGAACAUAAUGAAAACUUGUCAUUCCAAUAUUUUGUGGCUGAGAGAUGUAGACUCAGUCGUUAAUAAGGCAAACGUACUGCUGACUUGCUGAAAGAUGUAAAAUUUCUGCUUUUUUUUAUAUAUAUUGUAUAUAUUGCUAAACCUUCAGCUACAAGAUGAAUGUAAUGAGUAGAUAGUGAUGCAGUAUGACUUCUAAAUGCUAAGAUGCAGCUUGUUGCACAUUUUCAAGCUUAUUUACUGUAACCGCUGUGCAGAUUUCACAGUGCUAUGGCAAGACUAUUGAGCAUUUGCUUUUUAUAUAGACCUGAAAUAUGAGUUGUUUGAAAUGUUAUUGAACUAAAAGUGUAUUCCAUUUUAUCAGGAGGUUGGGCUUUCUAAUUAAUUAUUUUUGUAGCAUCUGAUUCUUGAUUGGAAGACAUGGAUAUUUGACUUUCUCUGACAGUAGUAGGUUGAGCCUACCACACUUUGUACUGUAUUGGUUAAAGCUUUGGUUGAGCUGCGACUCCAGUACAUGCAUAUUUAAGUUAAAGGUGCUUGUGUUUGCUACAGCACUGCUAGUCAGUUGAUUGGGCUUUGACGACUUCUACAGCCAGAAAGAAUCAGACAAAAACAUAAGCUUGAACCUUUUAUUGCGGUGGAUUUUACAAAGUCGAGCAUAAGGUACAACCCUUGCAGAGAUUUCAGCUUUUCUUCUGUUCAGUCAAGUUUUAAGAAGUGAAAACCAAACUAAAUAAACAUAAAAAAUGUUCACAAGCGGUUGCUUAUCAUAACAUCCAGCAGACACUCAUAACAUUAGCUGUCAUUACCGCCAUUCUUUCACUUCUUAGAAAAACCUUUCGAUGCUUAGCUACCACAUGUGCCACCUUAAUUAGCAGGUAGCUGUCAACCUCUGAGAACAGCAGCCUGCUGGCUCUUUGAACAGGGUUGAUGAUGCUAGUCAACCAUAUACCAAAAGUGCAGUGAACUGAAACCAGUUGAGUUGCAGCUUUGGCUGAUGAGCGGCAAUAAUUUAAAUCAAAUGUGUUUUCAUUUGGAGUUAUGUGUCGUUCAAGCCAAGUCCAUUAGGAUGGAGGUUAGAGUUAUGGAUAGGUCAAACAAACACGUCCCUUGUGACUAGGAGACAAGAGGCUGAUUAAAGACCAAACGUCAAAACCCAUUUAAGUUAUGUUAAAAACAGACCUUGACUUUACUCUUUCUUAGAACUGCUGUGUUCUGUAUUCAUUUCCAAACCUAAGAAAGUUGUUUUGGUGCCAAAAUAUGAACAAAGUGCAACCAUUUUUUCCUUUUAAAAUAUUUAUUCUAGAGGAUACGUAUUAACCAGGGAGGGACAUAGGGGAAUGACAUGCAGGAAAGGAGCCAAGGUGGAACCUAGGCCGCAACCUAAAUGCUAGGCCUUCUGCGCCCCCAAAGUGCAACCAUUUUUGUUAGAUUCAGGCACCACUUUGAUUAGGAAAGGGUCUGAUUUUGGGCUGAUCUCUGACAAACUGACAGCCAACAUGCUUGUGUUUUAAUUGUCAGGGGAAAUUCAAAGUUAGGGUUGUGCAGUAGUGGAGGACACAGGUGCAUGAGUAACUUUUUCACCCCCCUUAGCAUUGACAUGUUGCAAUAAUCAACCCCAGCUCCACCCAGAUAUUAGUUCAAAAGUUAUAAACCCACUUCAAACAAAUAAAUCAUAAUGUGAGAUGCAUCUGUUAGUAGAUUUUCACUCUGUUUUUUCAUAUUAUCAUAUUUUAAUCUUUGCAUUAAUAAGCCAAAUAUGCCCUUCAUGACCAAAUAAAGAGAUGUUUUCUGCAAAGUUA
Molecule: messenger RNA, 2898 nt
Organism: Labrus bergylta (ballan wrasse)
Lineage: Eukaryota; Metazoa; Chordata; Actinopteri; Labriformes; Labridae
Gene: cav2
Product: caveolin 2
Biological process (GO): cell differentiation; negative regulation of endothelial cell proliferation; positive regulation of MAPK cascade
Cellular component (GO): cytoplasmic vesicle; sarcolemma; Golgi apparatus
Molecular function (GO): molecular adaptor activity; protein kinase binding
Source: RefSeq, a predicted model, not a curated record